Alosa alosa (allis shad) is the source of this 1262-nucleotide messenger RNA. It is a transcript of the gene mrps9, whose product is annotated as mitochondrial ribosomal protein S9. Gene Ontology annotation, cellular component: ribosome; mitochondrial small ribosomal subunit. Gene Ontology annotation, biological process: translation. The record is from RefSeq and is a predicted model, not a curated record. NCBI's taxonomy places the organism in Eukaryota, Metazoa, Chordata, Actinopteri, Clupeiformes, Clupeidae. Gene Ontology annotation, molecular function: structural constituent of ribosome; RNA binding.
GGGAAAUUACGUCACGCAGUUUCCGGAUUUUCAUUCGAGGCAUCAUGGCCGCCUCCAGAGGUACCGUGGUGGGGUCUCUGCUGUUAAGAUAUGGAAAUAAAUUUGCAGGAUCGCACAUCGUCGCCACAACAGUUGGCCGACAGCCUGUCAGAAGACAGAUCUGUACAAGCUGUUGUCUUCUGCGGAAAAACCUGGCUGCUGCUGGCCCAGAGAAGUUCACAGAGGAGUUUAUCAAGAAACAGGUGGAGGAGUUCAACAUUGGCAAACGACAUCUAGCCAAUAUGAUGGGAGAGGACCCAGAGAAUUUUACACAAGAAGAUAUUGAUAGAUGCAUCAGGUAUCUGUUUCCAUCUGGCUUGUUUGAGAAAAAAGCGAGGCCGAUUAUGAAGCAUAUCAUGUUUCUAUAUAAAUCUGUGUUUGGUAUGUGUUUGCAGCUCAUUGGUAGGCAGCAGAUGGCUACGUAAGGAGGAGCUGGAGGAGCUUCUGGUUGAGGAUAUCUCUGAUUACGAUUAUGCCCGGUUCAUCCAGCUGAUGGAGCGGCUACUGUCGAUGCCGUACAGUGCGCUGGAGGAGGAGAGUGUCCUGCAUUACCGCCGCCAACUGGAAGUCCAGAGCAGCAAGCAGGAAAUCCCCCCACUGCAGCACGACCAGCAGGGGGCAGCCUUCAGCACGGCUGUGGGGAGGAGGAAGACAGCUACAGCAUCUGUAGUCCUGAGAGAUGGCGGGUCUGGAAAAGUGACCAUCAAUGGGAAAGAUCACUUGCAGUUCUUUCCUGUGCUGCAGGACAGGGAGCAGCUGAUGUUCCCGCUGCACUUUGCGGACUCGUUAGACCGUUUUGACGUGGAGGGUAGUGUGAUUGGUGGGGGUCACUCUGCCCAGGCGGGGGCGCUACGGCUCGCCCUCGCCCGCUGCCUCCUCACCUUCUCACCUGAGGGCAAAGUGGAGCACAUGAGACAAGGUGGGACCUUCACCUACUUAUCCACAGCCAAACAGACAAUAUUUUAGUCAUCGUAUCACCUACUUAUCCACAGCCAUCGUAUUACCUACUUAUCCACAGCCAUCGUAUCACCUACUUAUCCACAGCCAAACAGACAAUAUUUUAGUCACCGUAUCACCUACUUAUCCACAGUCAAACAGACAAUAUCUUAGCCAUCGUAUCACCUACUUAUCCACAGCCAAACAGACAAUGUCUUAGUCACCGUAUCAUCAUGGACAAUGUACAUCACUUAGCCAAUUUGGUCUCUCAUUAAUACUACUCCUCC